Cylindrotheca closterium is the source of this 315-nucleotide messenger RNA. NCBI's taxonomy places the organism in Eukaryota, Bacillariophyta, Bacillariophyceae, Bacillariales, Bacillariaceae. The record is from the annotation of a GenBank genome assembly.
AUGUGGGAAUCACGGAACGCUGUUCAAUAUUUGGAUGACAAUGUUCAGCUCCAUGAUUCUCACUGUGCUGUCAACAAGGGGGUUCACUCUCAGUUUGAUAUGGGUUCAACUGAUUUACCUCUGGAUACUAGAUGCAUGCUGACAUGCCGUCACAGCGUCCUCUGUAAGUCACUGGUGGACAAGGAAGAGUGGCUGAAGCUACUUCGACUGGAACGCAAGGCCAAUCCUCGCUCCCUGCAAGCUCAACACCAUAGCCUCUGGUCUAUCUUUUCUGCUCCCCCUUCUGAACGCCUCCCAACGUUUGUGGGACACUAA